Prunus armeniaca (apricot) is the source of this 1686-nucleotide messenger RNA. The record is from the annotation of a GenBank genome assembly. NCBI's taxonomy places the organism in Eukaryota, Viridiplantae, Streptophyta, Magnoliopsida, Rosales, Rosaceae.
AUGGAAGCCAUGCCACAACCUCCACAACAAGCAGCAGCAGCAGGGGCCCGGUUCACUCUGCUGAAGCAGUCGUCGCUCGCACCGGACCGGGAGGAUUCGGUGACGCUGGAGCCGGUUGACCCGAAUGUGAGGCUGAUGUACAUGGCCAACGAGGGCGACUUGGACGCCAUUGAAGAGCUCUUGGACUCCGGAACCAAUGUCAAUUUCAGAGACAUUGAUGACCGCACCGCUCUCCACAUCGCCGCCUGCCAGGGCCGAACCGACGUCGUUCAGUUGUUGCUCAACAGAGGCGCCGAGUUAGACCCACAAGACCGCUGGGGCAGCACUCCUCUUGCAGAUGCAAUGUAUUACAAGAACGAUGAUGUGAUCAAACUUUUAGAGGAGCAUGGCGCUAAACCUCCGAUGGCUCCCAUGCAUGUCCAAAACGCACGUGAAGUCCCAGAAUAUGAAAUUGAUCCUACUGAGCUUGAUUUCUCCAACAGUGUUGAUAUAACUAAGGGAACCUAUCGCAUUGCAUCUUGGCGCGGAAUUCAAGUUGCAGUUAAAACGCUCGGGGAGAAAGUAUUCUCUGAUGAAGAUAAAGUAAAUGCAUUCAGGGAUGAGCUUGCUUUACUUCAGAAGAUGCGACAUCCAAAUGUUGUCCAAUUUUUGGGUGCUGUAACACAAAGCAGUCCAAUGAUGAUUGUCACAGAAUAUCUACCCAAGGGAGAUUUUCAUGCAUAUCUUAAAAGGAAAGGUGCGUUAAAGCCAACAGCAGCAGUAAAGUUUUCACUUGACAUUGCUAGGGGGAUGAAUUAUCUUCAUGAGCAUAAACCUGAAGCAAUAAUUCAUCGAGAUCUUGAGCCCGCAAACAUAUUGCGGGAUGAUUCUGGGCAUCUGAAAGUUGCAGACUUUGGGUUGAGCAAGCUACUGAAAGUUGCAAAUACAGUUAAAGAGGAUAGACCUGUGACUAGUCAAGACACUUCUUGGAGAUAUGUGGCUCCUGAGGUUUACAGAAAUGAAGAAUAUGAUACCAAAGUGGAUGUUUUUUCAUUUGCUUUGAUCUUGCAAGAGAUGAUUGAAGGUUGUCUACCAUUUUCUACAAAGCCAGAAAAGGAAGUUCCUAAGGCAUAUGUUGCAAAUGAGCGCCCACCAUUUAGAGCUCCACCAAAGUAUUAUGCACAUGGAUUGAAGGAGUUAAUUGAGGAAUGUUGGAGUCAGGAUCCGUUCAAGAGACCAACAUUCAGGCAAAUAAUUAAGAGGUUGGAUGACAUUAAUACCCAGUUUGCUCGAAAAAGACGCUGGAAGGUUAUGCCACUUAAAUGUCUCCAGAAUCUCGAGGCCAUGUUGAAGAAGGAUCGUACAUGCCCAAGCAGCCGUUCAUCUACCCAGUCUACAGUGGUGGUGGUAGGGAUGGCGCUUGUGGAGGUGGUGGUAGUGACAGCAUGGUGGUGGAGGUGGCAGCAUGGUGGUGGUGGUGGUGUUGGUUGUGGAGGUGGUGGUGGAUGUGGAGGUUUUGAAGGAGGCGGUGGUUGUGGUGGUGGUGAUGGUGGUUGUGGUGGAGGUGGAGGUGGAGGUGAAGGUGGAGUUGGUGGUGGUGGUGGCGAUGGCGAUGGCGAUGGCGAUGGCGGUGGUUGUGGAGGUAGUGAAUGUGGUGGUGUAAGUGGUGGAGUUGGAUGUGGAAGUGGAGGUGGUGUUAUUUUUUAA